ACUGUAGAUCUAGUGCUUGACUGGUUCUUGUGAUGUCAAACAACCUUUUUAUGCUUCCAAGAAUCAUUAUAAUUGCUUUGUCAUGAAGCAACCUCAAUUGAAUAUUAGUUUGCUCUGUUCACAGGGAAAUAUGGACCAAUUUUCUAUGCUUCUUGAUCACGAUGCAGAUCCCAGCAUAGGUCUCGCGAGGAGUGGAAGAAACCUCCUUCACAUGUUAGCUACUGGGUGUACUGAGCAUGACCUUAGAAGGUACAUGAAGAUUGUUCUAAAGAAGACCAGCCCAGAAAAUCUCCAGGACAUGGCCAAUUUGGUUGACAACAAUGGCUUUACACCUCUUCUUCAAGCCUGUGAGACUAUUGCUUCAUCGCCUCCCAACAAGGAAAUAACUGAAUUUGCCAAGGAAUUUAUCAAGGCUUUGAUUGACAAGUUUGGCUGCAGUGUAAAAGCAAGAGUUGGGAAAAUCAACAAAAGCCCAAAUGUGUUGUUGAGAAGUCCUGAAACUUUUGGCUUAAAGAAGGAGAACGGUAAGGAAACACUGACCAUCCAUAAACGUCAGAAACGUAGUAUGUGGAAUGGCGGCAGUGAUGACGACGAUGAUGAUGAUGACGAUGAUGACGACGAUGAUGACGACGAUGAUGAUGGUGACGAUGACGAUGAAGAUGAAGAUGAAGAUGACGGUGACGUAGAAGAAGAUGCUGAAGAGGAAAUUUCAAAUGAAACAAGUGACGCAGAAAAUGAUUAUGGGGUCACAGGUUGGUAAAAAAAUUAGCAGCUUAAGCAAACCGUGACGGCGACACCAACUAGGACGUCACCAAACUAAAGGUUUAAUAAGUAAAACAAUGGCUAUGCACGUGCGUUAUAAAUCAUUGAAUAUUUCUUAAACGUCCUCUGCAAUACAGCAAGGGGAAAUGACCAAGUUCUGCAUGUUCUGGAUAACGGUCAAUUUUUCUUGGUUUCAAUUGGAACUGAACGCUCAGCUGACAUUUCACUUU
Messenger RNA from Orbicella faveolata, 992 nucleotides. Its product is annotated as poly [ADP-ribose] polymerase tankyrase-like. The record is from RefSeq and is a predicted model, not a curated record. Lineage: Eukaryota; Metazoa; Cnidaria; Anthozoa; Scleractinia; Merulinidae. Gene Ontology annotation, molecular function: protein binding; NAD+ poly-ADP-ribosyltransferase activity.